Messenger RNA from Gambusia affinis (western mosquitofish), 2763 nucleotides. Its product is annotated as cytochrome P450 4B1. Bases 78 to 1625 code for a protein of 515 amino acids. The transcript has 12 exons. Lineage: Eukaryota; Metazoa; Chordata; Actinopteri; Cyprinodontiformes; Poeciliidae. Gene Ontology annotation, molecular function: iron ion binding; oxidoreductase activity, acting on paired donors, with incorporation or reduction of molecular oxygen; monooxygenase activity. The record is from RefSeq and is a predicted model, not a curated record.
GCAAAGCCCAGCUUCCUGUUGCUGCACACACAGAGGGACCGUCAUUUCUCCUCUUGCACAACACGGACUUCGUCGGGAUGGAGUUGACAGAAGCUCUCUUCAAAUACCAGCUGGCCUGGCCUCAUAUGCACUACUUUUUGGCUGCGCUGUGCCUCCUUGCCGUCGUGUGCAAAUUAACCUUCAUCCUCCUCAAACGGAAGGCUCUUCUGAAGAACUUUGACGACUUUCCAGGACCCCCGGCACACGUUUUGUUUGGAAAUGUUCUGGAGUUUAAACAAGAUGGGACCGACUUGUUCAAGUUGUUAAAGUGGGCGGAGAGCUAUCCCUAUGCUUUCCCUGUGUGGUUUGGCCCAUCUAUUUGUAUUCUCAACAUUCACCACCCAGACUAUGUCAAAACUUUAUUAGCAUCAACAGAGCCAAAGGAUAAUUUUGCAUAUAAAUUCAUUGAAUCUUGGAUUGGAAAUGGUUUGUUGGUGUCAAAAGGCCAGAAGUGGUUUCGCCACCGGAGGCUCCUGACUCCAGGUUUCCAUUAUGAUGUUUUAAAACCAUACGUGAAACUGAUGUCAGACUCUGCCAAAAUAAUGCUGGACAAAUGGGAACGCUAUGCCAACUCUAAAGAGACCUUUGAAUUGUUUGAGCAUGUCAGCCUGAUGACACUGGAUAGCAUUUUGAAGUGUGCCUUUAGCUGCAACAGCAACUGUCAGACAGAGGGGGGAACAAAUGCCUACAUCAAAGCUGUGUAUGAACUCUCCAAUCUUAUUAACUUCCGGGUGAGGACGUUUCCAUACCACAGCGACCUCAUUUUCCACCUCAGCCCACAUGGUUUCAGAUACAGGAAAGCAUUAAAGGUGGCUCACAGUCAUACAGAUGAGGUCAUCAAAAGGAGGAAAGAAGCACUAGAGUCAGAGACGGAACUGGGCCGCAUACAGGCCAAAAGAUACUUGGAUUUUCUGGACAUUCUUCUCUUUGCACGAGACGAAAACCAGCAGGGCCUGUCAGAUGAAGACCUGCAAGCAGAAGUGGACACUUUUAUGUUCGAAGGGCACGACACCACAGCCAGUGGCAUCUCGUUCAUCCUCUACUGCUUGGCCUGCCACCCAGAGCACCAGAAGCUCUGCAGGGAUGAAAUUUGUGAAGCUUUACAAGGCAAAGACACCAUGGAGUGGGAGGAUCUUAAUAAAAUUCCAUACACCACAAUGUGCAUCAAAGAAAGCCUUCGUCUUCAUCCUCCUGUGCCAGGAAUAUCCAGGCAGAUCACUAAACCUAUCACCUUCUUUGAUGGAAGAACAUUGCCAGCAGGCUCUCACGUUGGAGUAAGUGUGUUUGGAACUCACAGAAACGCAACAGUCUGGGAAAACCCUCAUGUUUUUGACCCGCUGCGUUUCCUCCCAGAAAAUGUCUCUAAGAGGUCACCUCAUGCAUUUGUGCCUUUCUCAGCUGGACCAAGAAACUGCAUCGGCCAGACUUUUGCAAUGAAUGAGUUGAAGGUGGUGACGGCCUUGACACUAAAGCGGUACAAGCUGAUAGAGGAUCCCAACAUUAAGCCCAAGAUGAUUCCCAGACUGGUUCUCCGCUCACUUAAUGGAAUCCACAUCAAGAUCAAACCAGUGGAACCAGAAAUGUGAUGGAGAAAAAGAAUCUGUUGGAUUCAAUCAAAGAGAAGCAAAUUGCUUAGAAAGUGAAUUAGAUAAAAAAAAAAAAAAACAUAAAGUGGAAUUUGAGUAAAUUUUUUACACUAAUGUCUCAUGAUGAGGAAACCGUUUUGUCUAGGAAUAUUUGCACUGUUUAUCUUAAAAUGCGUUUGUUUUAUAUUUUGAGAUAAGCUUAUCUUGAAGCAAAACUAUAAGCAUUGCAUUGCACAUUGUUGUAAUACUGAAGAAUGUGACUAAAAUAGUGAGAUUGAAUGUUUUUUUACAUUAAUUAACAGUUCGUUUCCGCAGCUAGGAAUAUGUUAUAUUUUUGUUGUUGGGGCAAAUCAAAACAAAAAAGAAAAUAAGUACACACAUUUAUUUGUAAUGGAAACUUCAUGAGUUAAGACUGAUGAUUAAAAUACUAAACAUUUAAGGAAAGAAAAGGGUGUGAUGUUUUAAAACUAUAAGCACUAAGUGUUUUUCCUAAAUAAGGUCCAGUAUAAUAAUACCUAGUUUAGUGGAGACAUCAAACCAGAAAGCUUUUUUUCACAGGAAGUGCUUCAGAAAGGUAUUUAAGCACCUAUAACCUCACAUUUUGACACUUUACAACUACAAACCUAUUUGUAUUUUAGUAGGUGUUUAGAUCCCAAACCAACACCAGUUUCAGAUAGCGGCACUUCCGGUGUGACCUGCCAGUGGAUCUGCCACUUUAACUGACACGGCCACAAUUUGAGCCAGCUGUCACUCAUCAACACUGAGUAGGUGGUAAUUGUGCAGUAAUACUAGAGGGGUGCAUGGCCUUCAAAAUGGUUUAAAAGCAAAAACUUAAAAGAAUGGCACACAUUUCAAUAAAUCUUUACUGAGUCUACAGCAUAAAUGUUUCAAUUUUAUUAUUAAUCUUAUACAUUCUCUGUCGGUUUUGCACAUAGAAUGAUGUUUUUGGCCUCUCUUUAAAUGCUCAGUCUGUUAGAUUGAAUGGAGAGCAUCUGUGACAAUCAAAUUUCAAGGGUGCUCAUAGAUUCUCAACUGGACUUUGAUUGGACCAUCAAACACAAGACUCUUUAUUUCUUAACCUUUCCAUUGUAGCUCUUGCUAUGUAUUUGUUCUGUUAGAAAUUAAACCUCUGCACCAA